CCGGGAGGAAGAGGAGAAGGGGGAGAGGAGAAGAGGGGGUAGGAGAAGGGACUGGGGAGAGUGCGGGGGGAUGACUGCAUGAAAAGGAAAAAAAAAAAAAAAAACAACAAUCAUGACUCCUGUAAUUCAUCCUACGUCUUUUUUAUAGCCUAAAUCAUAAUGGUUGGUCUGUACACAGCAUGCCGCAAUAAAUGACGAGCCUCCCCGAUAAGUUUAAGCUGGUUUGAGAGAGAUGUCAUCUCCGGGAAUGGGCACCCCCAGUGACCCCCUUUUGGCCAGUCCAGGAGGGAGGUUAUCUACAGCUCAGGAAGGUCUCUGGAGGAGCUCACUCCCCAAAACCACCAGCUUCCCAACGUCCACCACUCGGCACCUCAGUCACCGCGCCAACAACUUCCAAAGACAGCCAAAGCGCCGGAAGCUGAUAAGACCUUCACCACCGCCGCCGCCCAACACACCCUGUCCCCUGGACCAGCUGGACCUCAGUGAGCUUCCCCCAAGGCGUACCUUCCAAGAGCUGCUCUUCAAUGGCUGCAUCCUGUUUGGUAUUGAAUUUAGCUAUGCCAUGGAAACAGCUUAUGUGACUCCUGUGCUUCUACAGAUGGGCUUGCCUGAUCAAUUCUACAGCUUGGUGUGGUUUAUUAGCCCCAUACUGGGAUUCCUCGUUCAGCCUCUGCUCGGAGCGUGGAGUGAUCGUUGUACAUCCCGGUUUGGACGAAGGAGACCCUUUAUAUUUGCCUUGGCUGUAGGGGCUCUGUUCGGUCUAACCCUGGUACUGAACGGGCGGGACAUUGGAGGUGCACUGGCUGACACUGCAUCAAAUCACAAGUGGGGAAUUGUCCUGACGGUGUGUGGUGUGGUUUUGAUGGACUUCAGCGCUGAUUCAGCCGACAACCCAAGCCAUGCCUACAUGAUGGAUGUGUGCAGCCCAGAGGACCAGGAUCGGGGGCUGAACAUCCAUGCACUACUGGCAGGACUAGGCGGUGGAUUUGGCUACAUUGUGGGUGGCAUCAACUGGGACCAGACACAAUUUGGAAGGUCAAUGGGAGGUCAACUGCGGGUCAUAUACCUGUUCACAAGUAUCACUUUGGUGUUCGCCACAGCCAUGACUCUGAUGAGUAUCCCCGAACGGACCCUACCAAAGAACAAAAACUCCAGCAAAGCUCAUCUAAAAAGCCCCAGCCUCCCUCUUCCUCUCUCCCCCCCUGUUGCGCAAGGAUCAUCUUUGGGACUGGAUGAGGAAGAUGAGGAAGGUUCUUACAGCUACAAUUACUCAAAGUCUCACCCAUAUAACUCUGACCCUCUUGCCCAUUCUUGCAGUGCCAAUGCACGUCUCUGUGCUGGCCUCACUAGCCCCAUAUCACCCAUGAGCCCCCUCACUCCGAAGUAUGGCAGCUUUAUUAGUAGGGACAGCUCGCUCACUGGCAUCAAUGACUUUGCGUCUUCAUUAGGAACCUCCUAUAUAGACAGUGUGCUCAUAAACUGCUACACAGGCCAGCAGACACCACAGGCCCUGGCCUCUAGUUCCACCACUGCGCCCCUGCCUCCAGGGAACUCCCCUCCUCCGGACGAGUCCACACAGGGAGCAGGGAGCCAUCCUGCAGGACAGACCCAGGCUGAUGUGGUGUCUCAUCCAGCUGGGGGAACUCAGGAUCCAGAAGCGCCACAGCCUGAGGGAUAUGCACAAUCUCAGGUCACAGCUGGGGCUCAACCUGGUGCAGGGUCACAUCGGGGCUCUUCUGCUGGUAUCCUGAAGCGACCCCAGAGUCUUGCACUAAUGGAGGAGCCCAUGGCAACCCAGAUUGUUGAGCUGGAGAAUGGACGCAGGAGAACAGUGACCUUCAGCCAGCAGGUUGCAAACAUUUUGCUGAAUGGGGUGCGCUAUGAGAGUGAUCUGAGUGAGAAUGUGGAGACAGGAGAAUCGCAAAUGUCAAUGAAGCUGCUGUGUAUAGCCAUCUACAGGAUGCCUCCCUCUCUGCGGAGUUUGUGCACUAAUCAUUUCCUGGGCUGGCUGUCCUUUGAAGGCAUGCUGCUCUUCUACACUGACUUCAUGGGGGAGUUUGUGUUUGAAGGAGACCCCAAGGCACCCCAUGACUCUGAGGCUUACCAACGGUACAAUGCUGGUGUUAGCAUGGGCUGCUGGGGAAUGUGCAUCUAUGCAUUCAGUGCUGCUUUCUACUCAGCCAUAUUGGAGAAACUGGAGGAGCGUUUCUCUCUUCGCACUCUAUAUUUUUUUGCCUACCUGGCAUUCGGUUUGGGCACAGGCCUGGCCACACUAUCCACCAACCUCUACGUGGUACUUUCUCUCUGUGUCACCUAUGGGGUGCUCUUCUCUUCUCUAUGCACACUGCCUUACUCUCUGCUGUGUGAAUACUACCAGAGCCCUCAGUUUUGUGGCUCGUCCGAGGAAGGGACCAGACGCGGGAUGGGGGUGGACAUCUCUCUGCUCAGCUGCCAGUAUUUCCUGGCUCAGAUCCUGGUCUCUGUGGCGAUGGGACCUCUGACCUCACUGGUGGGUGGCGCCCAGGGAGUGAUGUACUUUGCAAGCCUGAUGUCAUUCGUGGGCUGCCUGUACUCCUCUCUCUGCAUGGUGUACCAGCUGCCCCCCCCUGAGGGUGAGCCCCCCGAUAGCGAGACUCAGCCACUAUUGGUGCACAUUUAGAAAAGCCUCUUAAUUUACUUUACCUCACACACACUCAACAGACACACGCUAUCACGCAGUUGUUUAGUGUCUGAGUGUGUUGACCUUCACAGCACUGAUAGGACGAACAUAUCCUGUCGCACACUGUACAAUUCCAUAUAUUGUUUCACACUAAUCAGCACUACUCUUCUCAGAGCUAGACAGACAGACAGAUAGACAUUGGCCACUGCUCUAAAAUGUGUAUACAUGACCAUUGUGUUUAUACAGUGUGUGUCCAUGCAUUUUCUCCUAACUUUUGCAAAUGAAUGUGACCUUUUUGAAUGCAGUGUGUGUGUGUGUGUGUGUGUGUGUGUGACCUUUUUGAGGCUAGAUAAGCCUAAGCUGUUCUUCUGUCUGAUUAUUUGCUGUAAAAUCUUGCAUCAUCUUUUUAUCAUCUUGUUUGUGUUUAGUAUAGAAAUGUUGAUCACUACAUACAGGUUAACCACAGCUUUCGCCAUUUUAGUUCCUUUUAUCAGUUGCCAAACGUCUGCAUGAGCUGCAAUGUAAUCUCUCAAAGCCUUGUGUUAAUGUUUUGUUUUGGUAAUACGGCCAAGGUAAUGUCUACCUGCCUGUUUCUCUGAGUUAGCAUAUUAGCAUCACAGUUUAGGCAGGAUUUUUCUGACUAAAUGAAUGUGCUGCCAGUGUCCACUCACACUCACUGUUAAUGCUCCUUCAUUAAUUCAAGAGCUCUUCAAUUUAGCAAACACAUACAAUAGUCACUUGAAACUGAACAAUGUUUAAUCACAGUUACAGUCUUGAAGGGCUUCACAUUGUUCACAUUUUAACAUCAAAUAAAAAACCAAACACUUCCCACACAAUUCAGUCAAUAUAAGACUUACUAGUGUGCUAUCCCCAAUUUUCACACUUUGGUGCUGGGUGACUCUUAAUCAAGUCCCAAGUAUGAGUAGAAUGCCAAUUAAGGAACUUAAUCAGCAUAGAGUUAUGACUAAUAGGAUGACACACAUACAAACACUCGUACGCAAACUUUCAAAAACAGAGAAAUGCGUGCUGGUGGCAAAUUCUGUCUGGGCCCUCACUAAGCCAUGGUACAGCCGUGAGCUGUCACCCUACUCCUGGCCAUGCCAUUGUAAUAAUGACAGUGAUUCUUGUCAUUAUCAGGAAGAGGAGAAGUUGAAACUGGGGUGUGAAUCAGCAUUCAGUCGGAAACCGAACAAAACAGAAGAACAGCAAAAAAGGAGAAGACUCGUGAACUAUGGGUAACACUGAAGGUGGACAACAUUGAAAGAAAAGACUGUUGGUUCAUAGAGCCAGCAGCAAGUGCUUAUUGUCAUCAUUAGGGUGCAUGCUUAAGGUAGUAUGCUUCUGCUCCGCCACGCUCGGCCCGCCAACUUUGUUUGAUUUUUCCUCACAGGAAGUAUCAAAACUUCAUUAUGUUUUCCAUUCUAAAGAAGCCAUCUUUAUCAGCAAAAUGGUAAAAAUUUUUUUACAUCUGUUGUGCCAUGACAAACAGUAUGCUUUGUCUGUUCAGCCUCAACACAGGCACCAAGCCUGACUUCAGGGCUUUAAUAAAAGGUUAACUUUAGUAUAUAACCUGUUUCAAGCCUACCAUUGGCUCAGACACUAAAUACACCACCAUUAUGGUGCCAGUCAUAAUUGCUGCCUCAGCAGAAUGUCAAUUAACUACUAUUUAAGCCUCCUGGACUGAGUAGAUUCACACCAUGCUAAUGUUUCUAAGGAAACAGUAUCUGUAUGGAUCAUGCUGUUGCAACUUGCUUAAAAAACAAACACUUUGUGUUAUAUGGUACCACCUAUUGCUCAAUAUUAGCAAUGUUACUGUAAAAGCUACUUUUAUUCAGGGUUCAGUUUAAACUAAAAUGAUAAUUUUGCCAUUUUCGACUCCUGUGUCAAUUAUUGUUUAUCAUUGAUAACCAUUGUGGCCUAUACCAGUUGUCGUUCCAGCUGACUUCAGAAAUAAUGAUCUGCAAUCUUAAAGUACACCACACGGGGGAGACACAAGACAGCAAUCCAUUGAUUCUGUGCACUCUUUUCCAUCACCAAGUGAAUGAGAUUAUUCCUGUUCCUUCCUGCAUCUAAGCCAGCCAUUUUCCAGGUUAAGAAAAAUUGGGUCAAGUGACAUCAUCUACUUAUAAAGCUAUGGUUUUAAGAAGCACUAAUGAUCAGGUAACAUACACACAAAAACACUUAAGUAAAAAGACAAUUUAUUUGUUAAUCAGAAUAUACAAAGCAGUGGCUGAAUUAACCGAAUGUCAUUCUGGUUCUGAAAAAGGCAGUCUUGGACACAAAACUGGUCUACCCAGCCAUAACAUAAAACUCAUUGAAAAUGUAAGAAAAACAAAGUAUAAAUGGUACAAACUUGCGUGGAAUGCAUACAGAACAAAUGACCAAAGCUUUAAGAUUUAAGAGGGGUUAAUUUACAUUGCAAAAUCCUGCCUCCAUAAAACAAGGUCAAGCAAUUUUAUCAUGGAGGCGCAAGACAGAGCCCCUUUAUUUAUUUGCACCAUCUGUUAUGUUAACAGGGCAGCCAAGCCAAGGAUUAACUAGCAGCUCAACACAAAAAAAUAUGCCUCAACUAAUAAUGCUAACAACUGUCCAUUAGCCCCUGCUUAAAACUUAUCUUUGGUCUUUUAAGUGAAUCUGAGAGGUCAACAUGAGCCUUGGAGGUGAGCAGCUGCCUGUAUGUAUGAAUCAUCUGGUCAGCACUGACAUAAUAGAGGUUGUGCUUCUAACAUACCAAUAUAAAA
This is a messenger RNA of Sander lucioperca (pikeperch), 5400 nucleotides long. It is a transcript of the gene slc45a1, whose product is annotated as solute carrier family 45 member 1. The record is from RefSeq and is a predicted model, not a curated record. Gene Ontology annotation, biological process: transmembrane transport. NCBI's taxonomy places the organism in Eukaryota, Metazoa, Chordata, Actinopteri, Perciformes, Percidae. Gene Ontology annotation, molecular function: sucrose:proton symporter activity. Bases 233 to 2659 code for a protein of 808 amino acids. The transcript has 9 exons. Gene Ontology annotation, cellular component: membrane.